Molecule: messenger RNA, 4149 nt
Organism: Pollicipes pollicipes
Lineage: Eukaryota; Metazoa; Arthropoda; Thecostraca; Pollicipedomorpha; Pollicipedidae
Gene: Cals
Product: calsyntenin 1
Exons: 15
Biological process (GO): positive regulation of synaptic transmission; positive regulation of synapse assembly; homophilic cell-cell adhesion
Cellular component (GO): postsynaptic membrane; cell surface
Molecular function (GO): calcium ion binding
Source: RefSeq, a predicted model, not a curated record
CCUCCCGCCGCAGGUGGCCGGCCGCGCCUGGACCUGAUCUCGCCCUCGGACGGCUACCACGGCCUGGUGAGCGAGAGCAGCAGGCGGGUGGAUGUCACGCCGCCGAUCCGCGCCGUCGGCGCCGACGUCUGCGGCUUCCGCAUCGUCAACCAGUACCACGGCGACGCGCCGUUCGAGGUGGUUACCACGGACGAGGCCACGGGCGAGGCCGAGAUCAUGGCGCUGCGGCCCCUCAACUGCGAGAAGCGCAAGAGCUACCGGUUCGACCUUGCGGCCGUCGGCUGCGGAGUCGGGUCGCCCAUGUCUGACAACGUGACGGUACACAUCGAGGUGGAGGACGUGAACGAGUUCGCGCCCCGCUUCACCGAGCGUUCGUACAUCCUGGACGUGGACGAGGGCCGCCUGUACGACGAGAUCGUCCAGGUGUCGGCCGAGGACAAGGACUGCUCGCCCAAGUACGGCGACAUCUGCCAGUACGAGAUCCUGAGCAGCGACCAGCCUUUCAUCAUCAACAGCCAGGGUACCAUCCGCAACACUGAGCCGCUGUCGUACGAGAAGUCGCACAACCACAUCCUCUUCAUCGUGGCCUACGACUGUGGCAUGAAGAAGUCGGACAAGGUCACCGUCACCAUCAAGGUCAACCGGGUCUGCCACCUCGGCUGGAAAGAUCUGCCCGAGCACGUGGAGUACGCGCCGGCCUCGGGCGCCGUCCAGCUGUUCCCGGACGCCACGCUGGACAUGUGCGAGGUGCCGUGCGCCGUGGACCGCGUGCAGAGCAAGAUCUCGCUGCAGACGUCGCACAUCGGCAAGGGCUGCGACCGCGACACGUACUCGGUGGAGAGCCAGCGCAAGCUGUGCGGCGCCGACCGGCGGGCGGUCGACCUGCUGCCGUCGCCGUCCGCCGGCGCCGAGUGGACCCGCCCGCUGCCGCGCGACCACGGCCACGAGUCGGACGAGGUGUUCCAGUUUGACGGCGUCAGCACGGCGGUGGUGGUGCCGCCGUCGGUGAUGAAGCCCCAGCUGGGCACCACCUUCACCGUGUCCAUGUGGCUUCGGCAUGCCGACCACCCUGGCCAGGACAAACACGUCAAGGAGCACAUCCUCUGCAACGCCGACGACCACAGGAUGAACCGUCACCACUACGCGCUGUUCAUUCGCAACUGUCAUUUGAUCCUGUUGCUGCGUCGCGAGUACGACGAGGCCAACCUCAACACGUUCUCCCCGGCCGAGUGGCGCUGGCAGAUACCGCAGGUGUGCGACGACGAGUGGCAUCACUACGCGCUGAGCAUGAAGUACCCGGAGCUGUCGCUGGUCGUGGACGGCCGGCUGCUGAAUGUCGAACCCCAGAUGCACGAGGUCAUCGACGACUGGCCGCUGCACUCGGCGCCCGACCUUGCCACGCGCCUCAGCGUUGGCGGCUGCUGGCAGGGCUCUGAGUCUCGGAUGAAGCACAUCUUCAACGGCUACAUGGCUGGCCUGUCGGUGCUGCGCGGCGCCGCUGAGAAACCGAAGGUGUUGAGCUGCCUGUACAGCUGCAGCGAGUCGCUGCAGGCGCCCUCCGUCGAACUCCUGCUGCCUGGAAUGGAGCUGCUUGCCAAUAACGACAUGACGGAGGUGACCGUGGAGGGAAGCAACCGGACCCACAUUGAGAGCCUGUUCAGGAAGAUCGCGUACGUCAACACCCGCGAGUUCCCCACCGCCGGCCGACGUGGUCUGAAGGUCAUCACCAACUUGGUGUGCACCAGCGGCAAGGUGGUGAAGAUCCCAGUGGUGGACAGCUACGUUUUAGUGCGUCAGCCGCGCUACCUCCACAUCGCUGUCAACGGCACCGACAACUUCUCCGACGACUACGAGCAGCUGAAGACGGGCGUCGCCGUGUUCCCUGACAUUAAGAUCCUGGCCGGCACCGACCAAAUGGAGCUGAACGCGGUUCGCCAGGGCGACCAUAAGCUGGACAAGUGCACAGUGACGGUGUACCCGCCGCUGAAUCCUGAGCAUGAGGCGCUGGCGCUCAACCAGCGCCUGCUGGAGGACCUGCAGCUGCGUGCCAAGCUCAACAAGGAUGGUCUGGUGGUCCACGGACCCGGGCAGCCGGCCAAGUACCAGGAGGCGCUGCGCUACGUCCAGUACACCAACCGCAAGCCGGCCUACUACCUGAACCGGGCGUUCAAACUGCUCUGCUCGAGCAUGAGCGAGCGCUUCAUCAGCAACGAGUACGUGCAGACUCUGACGGUGAUCCACCCGGCGCGCCGCACCGAGCCGCCGAAGCGGCCGACGACGGCCGCGCCGCCGGCCGCCGCCGCCCCGGAGGAGCCGGCUGCCGCCGCGCCGGCCCAGCAUGAGGCCGUGCCGGCGCCGGUGGCACACAUACAGGACGCGCGCCAUCACGUGCAGCUCAAGUCGUGGACGGCCGGUCAUCAGCUGCACUCGGCCGGAGCGAGCCACGCGGUCACCAUCAUCAUCGUGGUGUGCAUCGGCUUCCUGGUGUCGAUGAUCGUGCUGGGCGUGAUCCGGAUCCGCGCCGCCCACCGCCACCAGGAGGAGUCGGCCGACGCCGAGAUGGCCUGGGACGACUCGGCGCUCAACAUCACCGUCAACCCCAUGGAGCAGGACGCGGCGGCCGGCGGCGGGCCGCAGGCGACCGGCGAGGAGGACAGCUCCGACGACGGCAGCGACUACGACAGCUCGGACGGCGAGGGCGACGACGACGAGGACGUGGCGCCGCCGCGCAAGCAGCAGCUCGAGUGGGACAACAGCCUGGCCAUCUGAGCCGGCCGGCGCCGCGCUUGUGAUAGCGGCGGGCCCCGUUCGCCGCCGCCGGCGCCGCCGGCCGCCGCCGCCGGCCGCGCCCAGGCAAGUGCCAUACCGUAGAGUAGCGUGGCGUAGCCGUUCGGUGUUGGCGCCAGGCGUACUGGAGCGCGGCCGGAGCGGAGCGCGGCCGCGCGGGCCGGCGGCCGACCGGGCGGUCCCCAAUCACGCUAACCCACUUCUAGUCGAGCCGCGACCGCCCCGUGCCGCCACCAACCUCCGGCAGCAAUAACUCCCGACAGAGCGCCGGCCGUGGAACCGGCGACCCUCUCCCGGCCGCGUGUCGGCCGCUGCCGGCGCGGCUGCGACGCGAGGGGACCGGGGUGGCGCCCGCGGCCGCAUCUCGAGCGCACCGUCUAUAUGUCGGAUUCGUUCUCCGUUGGCAGCUGUUGUUUGUGGAGUUUGUGUUCGCUGCCGGCGCGUGGUCGCGCUGCCGCGGCCGACGCUGCGGCAGUGAAUGGACCCGACGCCGUGCGGUGCACCGGGCGGGGCAGUCUGACACCAGACUCUUCAGUCUGGGUCAGGUCGGCCGGCGACCCGACCUGGUAGCCCAGUGACAGAUCGGGCAGUCUGGAGCCACGUUUAUCUCGCCGCGGCGAAUUCUCCGGUAUCACGCUUGGCAGUCUGGUGUUGGACUGAUCAGCCCAGCGGCAGAUCGCUUGACCCGGUCCAGACUGGCCGGUCCGGCGCUGACUGCGCAGUCUGGUGUUUAAACUGUGGACUGUACAGCCUGGUAUUUGACCUGUGGACAUAAUCAGCGUAGCUUGUCGCGGCCGGUCACUGAGCGCCACCCGGCCCCAGCAGCGCCGUCGCCACCUGUACUGCGCACUCACAUAUCCCGGGGCACCGACGCGGUGGCUCGGCCCGGGCCGUGUCUCGUAGCGUAGGACGCGCGCGCCGGCCAGCGCUGGCCAGCGCCCGACCGAGAUCGGCUCGCUGGACGCGCGCCGGUCCGUUGACAGCCAUAUCACGCCGCUGCGGCCCGGGCGCGGGGUGACGUCACUGAUCGGGCCGUGUCCCAGUGACGUCACGGUCGGCCGUGGGAGGCUCCCGGCCGGCCGGGCCGCGCGGAGGCCGGGUGCGGGUGUUUGUCCGAUUAACAUUCCAUCUUGCAUCACAUGGUGUGCUCUGGUUCCGAUUCGUGCGCUAACGGUCGUGGAGGGGUCACGUGACCCAUGACGUCACGCGCGCGCCCUGAACCCGUGCAGAAUGUGUUCUGUUGAUGUGGAAAUGUCCAGUGUUAUAAUCUCUAUACCUUAAGAGCUGUCGCACUGAUAGGUUGAGUCUGUCAACGCCGAUACUUUUUGUAAUGUAGAUCACCAAUAAAUUCUUUCACCACCA